Menidia menidia (Atlantic silverside) is the source of this 2034-nucleotide messenger RNA. The record is from the annotation of a GenBank genome assembly. Lineage: Eukaryota; Metazoa; Chordata; Actinopteri; Atheriniformes; Atherinopsidae.
AUGCAAGAUGAAGACAUUCCCGACCUUUACCCGACACCCAACUACGACGACGGAGAGGACGUCAGCCAAUUUCUAAUUAUGGUGAAGAUUUUUGUGGGAAAUUUGCCCCGAGAGGCAGAAGAGGACGAAAUCAAGGCACUUUUCUCUGAGUAUGGCACAGUCACGGAGUGUGCCAUCAUCAAAAACUUUGCCUUUGUCCAUAUGGACGAUCGCAAAGCCGCCACUAAAGCCAUCAAGAGUCUGCAUCUGCACAAACUUCACGGCACACAGAUCAACGUGGAGGCCAGCCACGGGAAGAACCAAGGCUCCGUCAAGCUUCAUGUCGCAAAUGUAGAAAAGGGAUGUGAUGACGAGCUCCGUGCUCUAUUUGAAGAGUAUGGUACUGUCACAGAGUGCGCUGUGGUUAAGAAUUUUGCCUUCGUACAUAUGCCAAACUAUGACGAGGCCAUGGAUGCCAUCCAAGGACUGGAUAACACAGAGUUUCAAGACAAACGGAUCCAUGUCCAGAUUUCCAAGAGUCGUCCGAGGCUCGAUGAACGAGAUGAUUAUCCCCCACCUCCACCAGACAGGGGCAGCUUCUGGCCUCCGCACUAUCCAGUAGAGCGACAUGAUCCACCUCCGCCCAGCUACAUGAGAGGCAGAAUGAUGCCCCCAGGUUACCCAGUGCCUCCUCUACCACCCCCUCCCCCCAGACGAGCUAAUUACCCAGACCGUCCCUAUGAGGGUGACAGUGACAGAUAUGGCAUGGUAGAUUAUUAUGAGAAGUACAGAGCCCGUCCAUAUGGUAUACCCCCCUUUGAGGACCAACGCUCUGGUAUCCCACCUCCUCCCCCUCCAUCGUCUGCCGUCGUCCGAGAACGUCUAAUGAGCUCGUCGCUUGACCCUUAUGAGCGUCGUCCGCUUCCACCUCCUCCCCCGCCGUCAUCGUACUACGCCCGAGAUCGCAGCCCUAUCAGGAGGGUGCCUAGUGCACCAAUACUACCUGCUAAUAAUGGCUACAGCUAUGAGCAUUCUGCAUACGGAGUUCCACAAGCAGAGGAGGACGAAAUCAAGUCACUCUUCACAGAGUAUGGUACGGUCACUGAAUGCGCCAUCAUCAAAAAUUUUGCCUUUGUCCAUAUGGACGAUCGCAAAGCCGCCACUAAAGCCAUCAAGAGUCUGCAUCUGCACAAACUUCACGGCACACAGAUCAACGUUGAGGCCAGCCACGGGAAGAACCAGGGCUCCGUCAAGCUUCAUGUCGCAAAUGUAGAAAAGGGAUGUGAUGACGAGCUCCGUGCUCUAUUUGAAGAGUAUGGUACCGUCACAGAGUGCGCUGUGGUUAAGAAUUUUGCUUUUGUACAUAUGCCCAACUAUGACGAGGCCAUGGAUGCCAUCAAAGGACUGGACAACACAGAGUUUCAAGACAAACGGAUCCAUGUCCAGAUUUCCAAGAGUCGUCCAAGGCACGAUGAACGAGACGAUUAUCCCCCACCUCCACCUGAUAUGGGCAGCUACUGGCCUCCACAUUAUCCAGGAGAGCGACACGAGCCUCCUCCAUCCAGUUACAUGAGGGGCCGAAUGAUGCCCCCAGGUUACCCCGCCCCUCCUCUACCACCACCCCCCCCGAGACGAGCUGUUUACCCCGACCGCCCCUAUGAGGGUGACAGGGACAGAUACAGUGUGUUAGAUUAUUAUGAGAAGUACAGAGCCCGUUCGUAUGGCAUGCCUCCCUACGAGGACCAACGUUCAGGUAUCCCACCCCCUCCCCCUCCACCUUCUGCGAUCGCGAGGGCUCAUUCUAUGAGCUCAACCCUUGACCCUUAUGAGCGUCGUCCUCUUCCACCUCCUCCCCCUCCGUCAUCGUACUAUGCUCGAGAUCGCAGCCCCCUUAGAAGGGCACCUAGCGCACCAGUGCCCCCUGCCAGUAAUGGCUACACCUAUGAGCGUUCUCGACUCUCUCCGGUUUCCCAAAUCCCUUCAUAUGAAAUUCCCCAUGCAAGGGACCCCUACGCUGACCGACUGCCUCCGCCACCUGCACGCUACGCUUAUUAA